Molecule: messenger RNA, 867 nt
Organism: Anneissia japonica
Lineage: Eukaryota; Metazoa; Echinodermata; Crinoidea; Comatulida; Comatulidae
Product: dynein regulatory complex subunit 3-like
Exons: 2
Coding region: 123-371 (82 amino acids)
Source: RefSeq, a predicted model, not a curated record
CAAUUUCACAGAUUCGUGAUCUAGAGAAUAUUCACCACGAACGACUGCUGGAGACGGCUAUCGUUACGUUGGAGAAGUACGUAAAAAAUGAACUUGACGAUGAGCUCCCAGAAGAUCUUAAAAUGUUACUUGUUGACAAGGACACAAUUUCAAAUGCUGUCAGUGCAUCGCACGAUGUCCACAUGUUGAAGAUCGACAACAGAGAAGAUGAUAUCAUACAAAGAGCCAAUGGCUGGAUGGCGAGUCUCGUGGAAGGUAUCCACAACGAAGAGGAAGUCAAGAGGAACAGGGACAGAGUGAAAGAGAUCAGUAACUUCAUUGAUCAUUUGGGAGAUGAACUGGAAGUGCUGGACUUGCAGGGAACCAUUUAAUUCACAUUUCUGACCUCAGAAUAUGACCUAUAUGCUGGAAGUAACAUGCUAAGAUAUCAUCUUUGUACACAAAUCUGGAAAAAUUUCAAGUAGAGAUUUUUUAAUUCUUGGGAAAUAAUUUGUCAUUAAAUAUCCUUAGAAUUCCAAUAUAUCUCUCAGUUACCAUAGUUUUUCCUCAGUGGUUUGUAACACAAAUUCAAAAAAUGUUGAAUAUCAAAGUAGAGAUUUUUUAAUUCUUAAGAAAUAAUUUUUGCAAAUUUAAUGUCAUUGAAUGAAUAUUUUUAGAAUUUAAAUAUACCUUAUUAAUAGUUUUUUCUCGGUAUCUUAUAACACACAUUAAUAAUCAAAUACAAAGAGAUACAUUUGUAUAUAUGUACAGUACUGCUUUUACACUUGCUGCCCAAGUCACUUGUGAAUUUAUUGUCAUUAAACAUCUUUAGAAUUUAUUAAAAGUUAUAGUAAAUCAAUAAAUUUGUAUAGUGCCUGCUGUUUAAAA